GAUGGCGUCGUCUUAAGAAUAAACCGACGUGAAUGAGUUUAUCGAUGUAGAAGUGCGCCUCUCUUGAGGCCCAGGCGUUGUUUUAUGGUCGUUCCGUAAGAGAGUAAUCUUCACGAUCAGAUAAGUGUCUUGUAGGCGUUGCCGAACGGGUAGCGGAUACUGUUGCCUUUCUCCUGCGACCCUCCGGUGACAGCCGGGGAGGCGAGGUGCUGAUAGACAGGAUGGACAGCGGAGAGUACAUCUCCACCAUGGAGAGCAUGGACCCGACUUUAGCGGAAUUAGGGGAUGAAUUCACCCUGGGAGACAUCGACGAGAUGCUGCAGUUUGUCAGCAACCAAGUGGGGGACUUCCCAGACUUGUUUGAAGACCAGAUGACCUCAGCACCAUCUGUACAGAGUGGCAGUGCCAGCACCACCCCACGACCUGCCAUGCAGACCCCUCAAACCCCCCCAACUCCCCAGACACCAACCCCCGCUGGCUACCAGAGCUCCAACGUUGGCCUCACUGCCACCCAGACACUAUCUCCCCAGCCUCUACCCCUCACCCCUCCUCUCACUCCCGCCCAGACCCCCUCCCCCACCACCGCCUCCUCAGGGCAGCAGCAGGUGACCCGCAGCCCUCCACUCCUUCAGCCACGGCCACAGGUUGUCCAGCCCAUCCAGCCUCAGCCCCAACAGACGGCCCAGCCCACCAUCCAGGUGCACACCCAGGGGAUCCCCAUGCAGACUCAGAGCUUCCCAGUCCACACCCUGGUUCAGACCCACAGCCAGACACCUCUGCCCAUCCAGACCCAGGCGGCCCAAACUGUGAUGAUUACAUCUAACGGCGGACGCUUCAUCCAGAACCCCGUCAUCUGCCACCAGAGCCCUGCUUCUGGCUUCCAAGUCCUCCAACCACAGAUGCAGAGCAUUAUGACAUCACCACAGCUCCAACCGGUGACCAUUCAGCAUCAGCGUGUUCUGACCCCGACCGGUCAGACCAUCCAGACUCUCUCCACAGCGCCCACCACAGUCCACACAAUGCAACAGCAGGUGCAGCAAGUACCUGUUCUGGUCCAGCAGCCUCAGAUUCUGAAGACAGAUUCACUGGUUCUGACAACACUCAAACCAGAUGGGACACAGGUGCUGUCUACCAUGCAGAGCCCCACAGGGAUCACCACCUUGACCGCGCCCAUCCAGAACACAGCUCUGCAAGUCCCGACACUGAUGAGCAGCAACAUCCUGACCACCGUCCCGGUCAUGAUGGGAGGAGGCGACAAGCUGCCAAUCAAGCAGCUACAGCCAGGCUCCUCCCAAUGCACAAAUGGAGCCAGACCAAGCAUGGAUCAAGGCCAAGUAAUGGGAGGAGGAGUGGGCCCAGGAGGAGUGGUGAAGGAGGGCGAGAGGAGGACGACCCACAACAUCAUCGAGAAGAGGUACCGGUCCUCCAUCAACGACAAAAUCGUGGAGCUCAGAGACCUGGUCAUGGGCAAUGACGCGAAGAUGCAUAAGUCAGGAGUGCUGAGGAAGGCCAUUGACUACAUCAAGUACCUGCAACAAGUCAACCACAAAUUACGACAGGAGAACUUGGCCCUGAAGAUGGCCAACCAGAAGAACAAGCCUGUGACGCUGCCUGAGGAUGUGGAGCUUAAACAGGAAAUAGUGAUGAUGUCACCUCCAGCCUCGGACUCUGGUUCUGGUUCCCCUUCCCAAUUCUCUCCUUACUGUGUGGAUUCAGAGCCAGGCAGCCCCUUAAUGGAUCACGAGCAGUUAAAGAGCGAGCCAGAUUCACCCUCCUCAGUCGGAGUGAUGGAUCGUUCUCGACUGCUUCUCUGUGCCCUGACCUUCUUCUGCCUGUCCUUAAACCCGCUGCCAUCUUUGCUGGGCUCUGAAACCUCCGGGAGCCCCAGUUUUUCUGCAAGCCACGGGCCAUCUAGAACGCUGGUCUGGUUCCCAAGUCACACACAGGACUUUGCAUCCUGGCUGCGGUGCCUGUUGCCAUGGGUUAUGGUGUGGGUGCUGAGCGGGGUGGGAGCGGUGUGGGGCUGCGUCAGGGUGCUCUACCUGUGGGAGCCCGUCACACCCCUUCACUCGCCAAAAUCUGUGUCGUUCUGGAGGCACCGCAAACAAGCCGACCUACAUCUUAACAGGGGAGAUUACACAGCAGCAAUGGCCAGUUUAGAGACCUGCCUGUCCGUCUUGACCAGAGCUCUUCCCUCAACCAAUCUGGACCUGGUUUGCUCGCUGUCCUGGAAUCUGAUUCGCUACUUCUUGCAUCGUCCAACACCCCUGGGCUGGCUGGUUCACCAGGUCGGGGGAAAGCAUGAGGGAGAGGAGGCUAGGACCAGCGCGAGGGACGCAGCACUGGUGUACCACCGGCUGAGCCAGCUACAGCUCACAGGAAAGCUGCCUCAGCGCAGCAGCCUGUGGGCUUUGUCUCUGUCUCUGAGCGCUGUCAACCUCAGCGAGAGCGCCCAAGGCAAGAUGGCUCCUGCCCAGCUCACCCAGAUGUAUGUCACUGCAGCAACAGCCCUGCGCACCAUACUGGGCCACCACCUCUCCUUUCUACCUGGUUAUCUGUUGAGCUGUGCAGAGAGUGUGGCCAACCAGUCAGAGACCAAGCCGGUCCCCGACUGCCUGCGCUGGCUCUUCACCCCAUUGGGUAGGCAGUUCUUCCUGAGCUGCGAUUGGUCAGUGAAGUCCGAGAGCACCGACGGGGUGUACACUUCACAGAGAGACCCAGCUGAUCCCAUCGCCCAGCUACACCGCUGUUUCUGCAGGAAGCUUCUGGAGAGAGCUGUUCACACCCUCAUCCAGCCGCAGAGCGACUCCGACGCAGGCAAACACAAGAACGACUCUGGGGAGUUUUCCAGUGCCCUGGAGUUCCUCCAGUUAUUGAACAGCUGUACAGAGGACUCUCCCUCCCCUCCUCCUCCCUUCUCAACUCCUCCCAAUCACACCACCUCUCCAGUGGGAGACCCUGUGAGUCGGUGGUGGGCUUUGGUCCUGAAGGCUGCUGUCCAUUGGCUGCAGGGCGAUGACGUUGCAGUGAGGUCACUGUUGACAGAAGCAGAGCGGAUGCCGAGAGCUCUGCACACUCUUGACCACUCUCUGCCCAAGGCUGUGCUGCUGCUGUGCAAGGCGGUUCAGAUGAGUCUCUCCCCUCUGAAGGGAGAAGGAGCAGUAGCCUGUCUGUCCCACUGCGACAGAGCCAGCAGCUACCUGCGCUCCAGCGUCUCGGUGCCCCUCGCCCAGUCUGGGAACUGGCUGAACAAGGGGGUGGAGCUCCUGGUGUGUGACCUGCUGUUGACCUUGAGGACCAGUUUAUGGCAGCGGGGUGGCAGCAGCAAUGGAGAACCUGGCCCGGCCCCUGGAUCCCAGUUGGCUGGUUUCCAGAGGGACCUCAGCGCGCUCAGAAAGCUCACACAGUGCUACAGACAGGCGCAACACAAGGUGUUUCUUCAUGAGACCACAGUGAGGCUGAUGGCUGGAGCCAGUCCCACAAGGACACACCAGCUGCUGGAGCACAACCUCAGGCGCAGGACACACAGCACCUACACGGCCGAAGGUGAGUGCGUCCUGGGUGAGAGGGAGAGGGCUCACGCCAUCUUGCUGGCCUGCCGCCACCUGCCCAUGCCUCUUCUAACCCCACCCGGGCACCGCGCCCGCCUGCUGGCCGAGGCCAAGCGCACCCUGGAGCGUGUGGGAGACCGGCGGUCCCUGCAGGACUGUCAGCAGAUCCUGCUGCGCCUCAGCGGUGGCACGACCAUCGCCGCCUCCUGAACGCACACACACACGAGCAAUGGCAGAACAGACACACACAGAUUAGGGCUGCUGUCAGUGCAACGAAACAAUGAGCUCUGUAAUUCGCUGUCAUACAUACAAAGAUGUAAAGCAGGCAACUCACCCACCAACAACAGGUAAUUGUUCAUUCCCACCCUCAUACAGACCAAGGGCCAUGAAAAUAAAGACUCUUCUUCAAAUUGCCACACUUCUCUCACACACAGACAGCUGAUUUUCACUGUCACAGCUACAUCUAACUCCACGCCGCAGCUGAAACGCCUGCAGGCUGCACCUUCGCUCCUUUGAUGCUUAGUUUCAUUGUUGCAGCACAAUCGUGCCCCCUUCUGGACAUUAAUGGUACCCUGCUGGCUAACCGCCUCAUUUUAAACAAUGCUACAAAACAACAAGGAAAGUCAGGUUUAAUAGGCCCCAAAGGGAAAAGGGACCAUUAUCUAAUAGCUGUUUAAAUUAAUGCAAUGCAGCAGUGCAUUGAUUAGCUGUAGGAUAUCAAGCUGUACAAUCAUUAUUGGCACACAGCAAUGUGAGUGCUACAAUAACUAUAUAAUGUCUCAUUGAAAUUGCAAGCCUCAAUUAAGGGCUUCAGAGUAUUCAUGAGUAGACAGCUGCGGUCUGUUAAGCAUGGCUGUGCUGAAGGAUGCAGACAGACUGGCUUGCUCUUAACCAUACAGUGCAGAGUAGUGUCUCUUCUUAUCUACCUCAAACACUGUACAAUGCUAGAAUUGUACUGUGGAGCAAAUAGGAUGCUUAAGCACCAUGUUGGUUAUCCUGAGUUUGAAUUAAGUGACCAUUUGAAGCAUAGACUGAAUAAAAGAAGUGGAUGGAGCCACAGUGACAUCACCCAUUGGCAUUAUGGUUGUUGCCAUCUUGGUUUUUUGGAGCCAGGAGUGGCCAUAUUUGGACAAGAGGGUGGCGCUGGGCAGGAUAUGCAUCGCUAUGCGUCUAUCCCUGAUUGGAUCUGACUGAGAACAUGCCAUUGUUGCAUCUUCCAAACUACAAAGUAGCCACGUACUAAAGCAUACCGUGCUUUAUUGUCUGUUAUACUCUAAAUGGGUCCAAAAUUGAUAAGAUCAGCAUCAUGCUGUAAAGAAGAACACUUGAACUAGUGAUUGAGACCAUUAACGUGCUAGAAAGCUGUUUACUGAGGUAAUAAAUCAACUAAGAGAAAGGGUCAUUUUCUCAUAGACUUGUACACAAUCUGGCUUCUUUUGCAACCAGUGCCUCCCAGCUGUUAGAGAGAAUGCAGGUUAAAGGUAUUUCUGCAUUUGUUUCACUUUUCAGACCCUGAAGCUCCGUCCACUGAUUAUACUGUCUGUGGUUUGGAUUGGUGCUUCAAUAUAGUGCAGCGUCAUUCAAAUGAAACCUUGCUGAGCUGCUUCAUCUAGACAGAAGGAUGCUGUUGCAGAAACUGUUAGAAUGACAGACCGCUACUGCUGACAGGCUCACAAGAAACAGGGAAAAAUGAUUGGAUUUGGGGAAUGUCUAAAUAAAAGAGGGAAGCAGCCAAUCACUGGCCGUUUAUUUGAAAAUGCCUGCCUACACACACACAUGCACACAAACACACACACACAGAUACAUAUUAAAGUAAUUGUAUACAAACUCACAAUGUGACUGUAUAUAGGUUGUACAUAGGCAGAUAAACAGAAGUAGAUUAAACAGGAAGUCCUUACCCACUGCUUGAGAGAAGACACACGAAGAAAGCAUCGCAACAUGUCAAAGUUGGCUCGGACUGGUUUCCUGUCAGUCUGGAUCUGAUGGUCUGAAGCUCUGACCAGAAGAGCAAGGUCAGCUGCCUCGCCCUUAAAGUGAUGCUCCACCAAAAAAUCUUUUAUCACCAAACACUUAGCCGCUGUGGCCAGCCGUGGUGGUCAGAUUGAAUUUAUGGUGAUUUUCACAGCAGAAGAAACGUAUCAAAAAUAACUAUCAAAGGUCCUGCUGUCCAUCCUGGUCAGCAACCUUUCAGGCCUACAGGCAGCGAGUGUCAGACGCUCAAAAGAUGUUGGGCGGUGUAUCACUGUAAGGUGUAUGUAAGUGAAAAUGGUCUGAACACACUGAUAAAACCAAGGAAUGAUAUUUCAUGGAAGUUAUGUCCACCUCUCAUGUAAAGCUCUCAAGCAAAAUGGCCUUGAUGUUAUGUAAAAAAUUAUUUUAUUAUGUUUCAUCAUAUUUGGAAUGAUGGAGGAGUUGUAGCUUUGUGAAAUGUUUGUCCAAUUUGCUUUUUAUUUGUAAUUUUUGACUUAUUCAUUACACAGCACUUCUGUCAUUCCUGUUUCUGAUCAUCUUAUUUAAUGGUUAAGUAAUGUAAUAUUAAUAUAAAUGCUUUUGGGGGGAAGGGAGCAGUUCUACAGUUAUGUCAUUGUUAUUGUUUUAUAUCAAUAAAAGCAGCCUAGGGUCAGAUACCGUCAGAGGGAGAAUCUCCAAUAGGUGUUGUGUAUUUUAUUGAAGAAGUAAAGCCUGCAUUUAAACAAUUAGCUUGAUAUUUUAGAAUCACUCUUUCUUUGGAACAUGCUGUAAUUUCGCCGCAGUUUUUGAAAUGCAAGCAAACACACAAGUAUGCUAUUGGAAAUUUCAGAACUGUCUUCCAGGCCAACCCAAGGUGUAAGUUAGCAACCUAAAAAUCCUGAAAAUCUUAAAUCAGUUCGGAUUAGCUUUCCUGAUUGGCAAAAGUGUUCACAGAGGAAAGCAAUCCUCAGUCAGCCAUUGGCAGGCUGGAGCUUUUGCUAUCAUUAGAUGUAUGUUACAGUUGGGUUUUUUUUGUUGUUGUUGGUUGUUUUGUCUUUCCCCUUGAUGUUUUAUUGUCUGAAUUUCAUUGUUCAUUUUGAUGUUUGUUUUUAUAAUAAAACAAGAUACGACAGUG
Chelmon rostratus (copperband butterflyfish) is the source of this 6636-nucleotide messenger RNA. It is a transcript of the gene srebf2, whose product is annotated as sterol regulatory element binding transcription factor 2. Gene Ontology annotation, cellular component: nucleus. The coding region runs from base 222 to 3761 and encodes 1179 amino acids. Gene Ontology annotation, molecular function: protein dimerization activity; RNA polymerase II cis-regulatory region sequence-specific DNA binding; DNA-binding transcription factor activity, RNA polymerase II-specific. Gene Ontology annotation, biological process: positive regulation of transcription by RNA polymerase II; positive regulation of cholesterol storage. The transcript has 20 exons. NCBI's taxonomy places the organism in Eukaryota, Metazoa, Chordata, Actinopteri, Chaetodontiformes, Chaetodontidae. The record is from RefSeq and is a predicted model, not a curated record.